GCACGUCUGAGGCGGAUGUAAACACUGCACGGUGCACGGAGGGAAAGCAUGGCUCCUAAAGUGGAGCGGUUUGUGAGCCCAGGAAAAGGCAACGGGCUGCGAGCCACAGCCAGCAUCAGGAGAGGAGAGCUGGUGUACUCUGCAGACCCUCUGGCCGCAUGUGUGUCCCUCAAACAGAGCAAAAACACAUGUCAUCACUGCUUCUCCCGACAUGAGACCUUGUUGAGGUGCUCCCAGUGUAAAAUGGCUCGCUACUGCAAUAUCACCUGCCAGAAACAAGCUUGGCCUGUCCAUAAGAGCGAGUGCAAAUGUCUGAGGAGUAUCUUACCCAGAAUACCCACUGACUCAGUGCGCCUCGCAGCAAGAAUCAUCUUUGCCUUGUGUACCACUUCUAAGGGCAGUAGUGAGGAGCUCUACUCUCUUGAAGAACAUGAAUCGCAUCUCAGCUCCAUGUCUGAACAGAAGAAAGAAGGUUUGUCCCAACUGGCCUCCAUGUUACAACUUUACCUCCAACAGGAACUCCCCACACUGGAUCAAGCCUCAUCAUCUCUGCCCCCCUCUUGUCGGGACCCCCUGUGCCUUAUGGGAAAGGUGAUUUGCAAUUGUUUCACCAUCAGUGAUGGGGAGCUGCAGGAGAUUGGAGUGGGCCUGUAUCCAAGUUUAUCUUUAUUAAAUCAUGACUGUGGACCAAACUGCGUGAUGGUGUUUGAAGGAACCAAACUCCAUCUCAGAGCUGUUAAAGACAUCAAGUCCGGCGAUGAGCUCACUGUAAGUUAUAUCGAUUCAUUGGAGCUUGUGGAUGUUCGUCGGAAACAACUUGAAGAGCAGUACCAUUUCACCUGCACUUGUCACAGAUGCAACUCUAGAGACAAGGAUGUAAUCAUGUUGUCCGGUGAAGAAGCAGCAUGGCGUCUGUUUAAAGACGCUAUGCCCAGACUGGAUGGACUGAGGGCAGAGUCAAACUGGCAGGAGCUUUUGAAUCUGUGUAAACGUUCACUGUCCACAGCAGGUGACGACGUUCCCGAUGAAAACCUGUACAAACUCAAAAUGAUGGACGCAGCUGUAGACGCCUGUGUUCAGCUUGGACUGUGGGGAGAAGCGUUAGCAUUUGGGCUGAGGACACUUCCAGUUUAUAGAUUAUACUUUCCUGAUCCACAUCCAGUCCAUGGGGUGCAGUUGAUGAGAGUCGGGAAACUGCAGCAUUAUCUUGAACACGUCACUGAUGCUUUAGACACAUUCAGACAGGCUUUUGAAAUCCUGAAAGUGACACACGGAGACACUCAUCCUUUGACUUAUGAGCUUAAAAUGAAGAUGGAGGAAUGUCGCUGUGAAUUAAAUCAGUCACAAUAAAAACAAAAACAUUAUUUAGUAUUUCAAGCUUACUGAAUGCUAGAGGAACAUUUCUACUGCCGUUAUAUCAGCGCUGACAAUAUUUUAAUAAUAAAAAUGUUACACUUGGC
Periophthalmus magnuspinnatus is the source of this 1460-nucleotide messenger RNA. It is a transcript of the gene smyd3, whose product is annotated as SET and MYND domain containing 3. Gene Ontology annotation, cellular component: nucleus. Gene Ontology annotation, molecular function: protein binding. Bases 49 to 1350 code for a protein of 433 amino acids. The transcript has 12 exons. NCBI's taxonomy places the organism in Eukaryota, Metazoa, Chordata, Actinopteri, Gobiiformes, Gobiidae. The record is from RefSeq and is a predicted model, not a curated record.